AAAUUGAAUGUCGUUCAGGACUGAAAAAAUAUUUGGAAAGAGCUGUAGUAUAUCAGACCACUAAAUCACCAACCUGCUGUGAUAGUGUCCAAGACUGCGCUGAAAGCGUUUGUGCGCACGCGUGUACUGUAAAGUGAGAGGUGUCAUGUGGUGUCCUCCCAUCCAACGAAGUGUCAAAAUGUAAUAAUAUUAAGUGUCAUAGGAAAAGGAAACAAUGGUCAUCGAAACUGUGAUUAGAUAUUUUAAAUUCGGUUUGUUGUGUAAAUACUUCGUGGAAAAAGAACAAAACGUCUCGAAUAAUAUGACCGAACAUUUGGCUGCAAGAUUUAAGUGCAAAUAAAUGAAAUGGAUAGAGAUGCUGGGUCAGUUUCAUGAAAUGUUGGCGCCGCAGCGAGUUUCACCACGGUGGAAAGAAUGGAUACCUCUAGUUUCUCAGCAACUUCGCCUCAGAAACCUGAUUCAAGUAAUAGCUUAUAACGUGAAUGUUCCUGAGAAAGUAAAAUGUGAUGCAAAGAUAAAACUAUCAAGGACAGAGAAAACAAAAUCAUCAUUUUACUACACACUUCAUUUAACUACAAUGUCAGCUCCAUUUUAUACCAGUGAAAAGCUUGAAACAGAGAACCCAAAAUGGGCAGAAAUUGAUAUUGGUGAGACAGUAAACGCCAUUAAUGCUUCUGUCAAUGGCAUCGUGGUAAGGCUGUGGGUACAUAGAAACACAGAGCAAGACCAAGUGCUGACUGUAUGGGGAGUAUACUUCAGUGGGCUGAUCUACCUGGGUCCUAAAUUGUGUACUGACCCAGCAGCCUUUUGUCUUAAUACCAUUGUGUUCCACAUGCAUGGUGGCUACUUCACAGCUCCUCAAUGCUUUAAGGAACCUGCCCCUCGCAUAAGGCACGCUCAAGUGAAGAUCAGUGUGCCAGAUGUUCAACCUAGCUACACAGUCAGCUUAGUUUCGAGAUUACACACUAUUCAACAAGCAAUCAAGAAACAGCGAAGUGCAGCUCAAGUGCUGCGAGAAAAAAUUUCUGUGGGUAGAUAUACACCUCCAGAGUCUCGAGAAAGUGCAACAUUGCGAAGACUUCUGAACAAAAGUAGACCCCAAGCUCCUCAGAGACAAGAAGUACAGAAAAUUAAAAGAGAAAUUGAAAUGACAAAAUUUCGUGUAGAAAUGCUAGCGCAAGAGCGUUCUCGCAAAAUAGCAGAAUUGCAAGCUCUUGAAAAAUCUAAAGCAUUGCUUAGUGAAAUUAAUCAAGAUAGAGGAACUGAACUUUUGGAUAACUAUCGGACUUUACAAAAAGAAAUGGAACGAUUGAAAGAUAAAAGGAAAACAUACAUAGACACCAGAGAUGCAUAUCUAAUGACUAAUGCGCAAUUAAUUUUCCGUCAAAAACAGCUGAUCUCAAAACUAAGUCAGAUUUAUCCUGUUACGCAGCUGUCUGAUGGGAAAUAUUCAAUAUGUGGCGUGCAUUUGCCAAAUUCAGAAGACUUUGCUGGCAAUGAUGAAAUUAUGAUCUCCGUUUCUCUUGGCUAUGUUUCCCAUGUUCUACAAAUGAUAUCUGUCUUUUUGCAAGUUCCUCUAAGGUACCCAAUUAUUCAUUUUGGAUCAUGGAGUAAAAUAGUUGACCAUGUUGUAGAAAAGAUUCCAGAGAAGGAUAGAGAGUUUCCAUUAUUUUCAAGAGGAAAAGACAAAUUACAGUUCAAUUAUGGUGUGUACUUACUAAACAAGAAUGUUUCACAGUUACGAUGGUAUUGUGGUUUACCUACUCAAGACCUCCGAGCUACUCUUCCCAAUCUCAGUGGUCUUUUACGUAUACAUCCGACUACUGUCCCAGAAUUCCAUUAUCAACACCAUCACCACCAUCAUCACACUUCUUCUGGCUCAUCAUUAGAUCUGCGCAGCUCUUCUCAGAACCAGAGUCCCAUAGGAAGUGUGCCUCCUGAAUUUAGGAAAGACCUGUGUGAAAAAGAUGCCGCCAAUAGUUUUGAAAAAGGUCAUCGUAUAUCUCGAUCAAUGGACAGCUCUGACAUGAAUUUUCAGUCUAAAAUCAAUGAACCUGAUGUGCAAUCUGCAAAAGAGUUUAAAAUAUUAAAAGAACGAACAGAUUUAGUGAAUGGGUCUCCAUCUGUAUCAACUAGUCUUAGUUACUCUCUGGAUAAAGGGUUGGAUGAAUACGAGGAACUGAAAAAAGCAGAGCUUCCAUCAAAGCCUCCUUUGUCUUCAAAGCCUCAGGCUGCUGGUGGCCGGGCGCUAGCAUCAGUUGGCUCAGAGCCCAUCCUCACCCAGGAGAUGAGAGAGAGAGUGCACAGGAAAGAUGAUCUGGAAACUGUGAGUUCUGGCGACGAGGCCAAGAAGCACUUCCUUCAAAGUUGGCAGGCAGGUGGUCCAGCUCCUGUUUGCUCUGAUGACGAAGGGCUGCCCCACUCACAAUUGCCUCACAAUUGUCUUUAUCCCCAGAGCCCAGAGCUUUUGGCAGAGAAAUUGGAAGGUCAUUGUGUCACAGAAAAUGGUGCCAAUAGUGAUCUCUGUAGUGAUCAGACUCAAGAACCUCAACUAACUGAUGUUCAUGGAAUUGUGCAAGAGCAAGUCCCAUUUGAGGAUGAAUGCCCUUUCUACAUUCCUGAAGAUCAUGUGACUCACCAAAAGAUCUACAAUCAUUCAAACAAGGAACUACCAGUUGAUAAUCAUAUCACAGAAAAGAAAGAUGAACCUACCAAAGAAAGAGGCAAUGCAGAAUCUACUUUGACCAAUCAUAGUGACUGUGAUUCAAAGAGAAGGAAAUCAGAGUGCAUUGUUGAAUCAGAAAAUGGUUCUGAAAAUCCUCAUCUCACAAGCAAAAGUUUACAGAAUGUAAACAAUCGAAUGUUGGAUACUACUAUACCUAACAGAAAGGACCUAUUUGAUGAGGCUGUAUCCCUGGAGGAAAUGAGCAGCCUCAUAGACAGCUCUGUGCUAGUGGAUAGUGUGUUUGCCAGUGUUGCAAGUCGAACUGAGGCUUUGGCCAAUCGCUCUGGAACCUUUAACCUGGUGAGAUCAAGGCACAGUAGCAUGCUUGAGGAUGGUAACUCGUGAUCUUCAAAGAGAAACUCUCACUUUCACAGACUCGAGUCAGUGAAAUUAGAGUAAUUCUCCACAAGCUGUGAUGUUGUCAUGAAGGUUUAUUGAACACCAAAUACAAUGCUACAAUCUAAGUAUUGUAAGUAGACUAAGGCUGCAAAUAAUUAUUUCAUGUUUAUAUUGUAUAGUAUCCAUUAUAAAGUUAAUUUCCCUGUCAUUUUCAGACAGUUAUUCCAAAAUUCAGUCGGUACUCAUUUCUCAUUAGUUUAAUUCUGUAUUCAUUCAUUUGACGUUUGCUUAAAUUUGCCCUUUUAAAGGGAGAGCAAAUGUUUGGCUUGACUGAUAAGUCUGUUUAAUGUAAAUAUCUUUCUUUCUUAUUGUAAUAUAAUUGUGAAUCAAUAUGUAAAAAUAUUGUGUAAAUGAAAUAGUGUAAAUGUAUUAGAACAGAAAUUUGCACAUAUAUAUAUAUAUAUUAGCUGCCAGAGGUACAACUGUAUUAGUAGGAAUAAUUAAAAACAUUAAAGUAGAAUUUCAUUGUUUUGCCAGAGGUGGGCAGCUCUUCCAUUUGGAAUUUGUUUGCAAUUAGAUUAUCUAAUCAAAAAAUAGAUUCAAAGCAUUAUACAAACCUUAUAUAUAAUAAAUGUAUUUAUGCCUAGUAUUUAUUAUAGUAUUUUCAUUUUCGUGUGAAGACUUACUUGUUAUUUCUUCUCCCUUAUCCAAAAUUUUUAAAAAAAGCAUGAUUAUUAUUUAUGUAAGUGAUGGUUAAGAAAGGCGUAAUUCAUGAGUAAAGUUUUUUGAGUUGGGUUUUGUAUUAAUACAAGGUUUAGAGACAAAUUUGCAACUAACUUUGUAGAGCAUGGACAUUAAUUAUAUAGUAAUUUUACAUAAGUUAUUUGCAGAAAGCUCAGAACAGGGAAGUUCAGCAUUCCAGAAAAAUGGCUCUUUUUUUGGCAAAUGUUUUUUUAGGCUCCCAAAGAAUGUGAAGGACAUUUUUCUUUGUUAAUGCAAAGGCUAGAAUUCACAAGAAAGUACUUACGUCAGUGCUAAUUUCACAUAUUAAAUUAUCAAGGUCACCCCCCCAAAAGCAACACAUCUGAAGUAACUACACAAAAUAUAGUGGAAUCCUUGCAAUGUAUUUUGGGAAUAUUUCAAUUUGUCCCUAGAGACUAAUUUCUUUAUAUCAACUGAAUUUCUUUAACAAUUGUAAAAGUACUCAAAAAAAUACUUGCUAACCAGUCAGAAAGGUUUUCUUUUUAUGGAACAUCUGAUAAACGAUCAAUACACUUCAUGCUAUUUCAUCAAUAAAUGUUGUUUCUCAAACUCUAUUCCUGUAAUCAUUAAAACAUCAGAUUCAAAGGACUUAUGAAAUGAAUUAAUUCUUUGAUAAUAACAGAAGUUAACUUCUUUAAUCUUGUAAUAUAAAGUCUUCCUACAAAUACACAUUAUUAAACUAAUAUUAUAAUGGUUAAUAAAGUACAGUUAACAAAACCUGACUAGUGAUGAGAUUUAUUAAAUUGCACCACUGUACAUCACAUUUGAAUCUCUUAUCCUAGUUCUAUCUGAAUAAGAUAUUUUCAUGGAGCCAGAUCCUUGCAAGUUCAAGUUCAGAGUUAUGCACUUCAUACAUGAUAUAUCACUGCCACAUACCAUUUUGAAUAAUAGUAGUAAAAUUUUAAUAUCAACAUUUCAUCAUGAUAAAUGACACUAUCAGAAAUACGUUUUCAAUAGGUUUUCAAUAUCUGAAAAUAGGUUUAAAUAUCUCAAUUCCAAGUUUUGAAGAACAUUGAAACUUUAAUUCAUUUCCACAAUUCUCAUCAGUGAAAAUAUUUAAAGUCCUGUACAAACAGGUGACAAUUAUUUUUGUUCACUGAUAUAAGAUUUCUUACAACUUAUUUUACUACUAAUAUUAAUUUAUGCUUAUUAAUUGAAAUGCAUAAUAUUUAACAAAAAUAUUUGUAUAUAUUUUUAACAAAGAGAGUUGCAUAUCAGAAUAAAGAUCAUUUACAGCUUUAUCAGUCCCUGAGGAUUUAACAUGUAACCAAAAUCAAACUGCAUUACCAACAUUUUUUACAUUAAUACCAAAUCUCUGAAGAGACAGAUUCUUCACGACAUCAUAUACCAAAAAUUCAAUGAAUGAUAAAUACCUGUAUUCAAUGAUGGACAGUAAGCUUAAUUCUCAAUACUGUCCACAUACAGUUUUCUCAAAUAAUUAUUUUCUUUUAAUGUUUCCAUUCAUUUCAUCACGUGUUUGACCCAAUGAAUGUUCUUACAGCAUAAAAUACCUAUGAUUAUUAAAGCUAGGUAUUUUUCAUGACGAAGCAAACUAAUCACUUUCAUUCAAAAUUAAGAUAUAUCAGAUAUAUCUUUACUUUCGUUUUGAGCUAAGUUACUAAACAUCCCACAGAAAUGUGCCAAUAAGUUAUGUAAAUUCUACAUCACAAGGAUUAUCAUCAAAGAUAUCAUCAUAGACUGCCAUUUGCCUUGGAUCCACGUCAUUUCCAAUAGUUGACUGUGGUUCUGAAUUAUCCAUGACCAUAGCACCUUCUGACACAUGCGUUUCCUUGGACAAAACAAGAUCUUUUCUGUUUUGUAACACUGUCAAACAUUCAGUUUCAACAUUAUCUGUAGGCAAAGUUGUAUUAAUUUCAGAUUCCUUCUUUUGGUGAGAUUUGGCUUUGGAUUUCUUACUUUUGUUUCCCACUUUUUGGUCAUCAAUGAAAAUGCUAUUUUUCUGUUGUUUUGACACACUGAUGUCCUUCUUAAUCAACUGCAAAAAUACACCACCUGGUGUUCUUCUCCUGGAACCAUUCAUUACCAUCAUACCUCCAUUUUUCUCAAGAUUUCUCGUUUUGUUGAACAAAUCAAUUGCUUUCUCUGUUCCUAAAACUGUGACAACACGUAACACAAGAUCUUCAUUCUCUUCACACAAUUUGAGAGUUAUGUCCCUGGUGACAUCUUCAACUGAAUCAUCCAAAGACACUUUUAAUUCUGAUAAAUAUCGAGGAUGAAUCGUUUGAUCCUUGUCUGGGCUUGGUUUUCGGCCAAGUUUGGAUCUUAAAUCAACAACUUCCCCAUGAUGGCGUUUUCGAUUAUCGCUUUCAGUUGAAUGUUUCGGUUCUUCGUUUUCUGCAAAGUGGUAAUAUGAUUCAACAGCCCUACUUUUGUCCAUAACUUUAUUAUUUAUGCCAGCUUCCCAAUUACAAAUUUCGUCCAUGAGUUCAGAAGCUUGAACUUCCGACGUCCAAACAUUAUAUUUGUUUCUGGCAGAACUCCUCUUCAAAAUUUUUGGUCUUUUACGAGAUUCACGCCCACUGUCAGAGUCACUAUUUUCACUCGAAUCACUUGAACGCCCUCUUUCAUUGUUAGAUCUGAAAGAGCAUUUAGAAACAACCGAAGCUACUGAUGGUCGAGGUAGAGGUUCAUAAUCUAUAAUUUCCCCAUCUUCUGGAACAUCAUUUACUUCAUUAUCCAUGGUAUUACACACAAAAUUACAACUCACAUUAACGUACUCAACUACCUCACAAACAAUUCACGUCCUUUUAUCAAUUAAUCCACUAUCAUCCAGUUCACAAUAGCGGGAAACACCUUGAUUCACUUGCGAACUCCAAGAGGAAACAAAACACCCGCGAAAAGGAAAGAACUACCAACUGUUGGAACCAAU
Messenger RNA from Gryllus bimaculatus (two-spotted cricket), 6716 nucleotides. The record is from the annotation of a GenBank genome assembly. Lineage: Eukaryota; Metazoa; Arthropoda; Insecta; Orthoptera; Gryllidae.